AUGUUCAAGAUUCCAAAAGAAGAGGACAUUGAAGCCGUGCUGAAAGACUCCCAGGACGGCGAAAAGUACAUUGUCUCCAAUGUCGCCCGCCGUGUUCUCAACACAACUUCUCCGCUGAGUGAGGGCUUCACCAUUGCUUCCCAGUCUGUAUUCAAGAGCAGAGAAGAUCACGAUUUCUAUGAUCAAGAAUGUCCGGCUCAUAAGGAGCUCAAAAAAACGACAUCCAAAACAGCAACUGGAAAGAUGACGCUCGUGACUGAAGGAGAUUGGCCUGAGCCGGAGCUAUGA
Messenger RNA from Ramularia collo-cygni, 288 nucleotides. RefSeq lists its product as uncharacterized. Lineage: Eukaryota; Fungi; Ascomycota; Dothideomycetes; Mycosphaerellales; Mycosphaerellaceae. The transcript is spliced from 3 exons. Bases 1 to 288 code for a protein of 95 amino acids. The record is from RefSeq and is a predicted model, not a curated record.